AUGACCCCUCCCCGCGCCCCGAUUGGCGGUGCCCGGCUGCACGUGCGGGGCGGGGCUGCGGGCGGGGGUCGGUGCCGGGACGCGGAGGAGUCACUGCCGCCCCGUGGGACUGGAGCGGAGCAUGCGAGGCCUGCAGCUGAGAGGAGACUCAGGGUAGCUCACUACACCUCAUUGCUGAUCCAGUCAUACAGGUCACAGACGAUGGAGUUCCUUGGGAAGUCUGACCAUUAUUCUUCCUUGGCCAAGCUCCUCUCAAUCUACCAAGCAACCAACAGGACAACCUUCAACUGGACAGACAGCCGCAUUGUUGAGUGGGAGAAGUUUGCUGAGCUGGCGAAAUAUGAGCCAGAAUCCCAGAAGCCAACAGUGAAAGCUCUCCUCAUCGUGGCAUACUCAGUCAUUAUCAUCAUGUCUCUCUUUGGGAACAUGCUGGUGUGUCACGUGGUGCUGAAGAACAAGAGGAUGCACUCUGCUACCAACCUCUUCAUUGUCAACCUGGCUGUGUCUGACAUUAUGAUCACCCUGCUCAACACACCUUUUACCCUGGUUCGGUUUGUGAACAGCACGUGGGUCUUCGGCAGGGCCAUGUGCCACAUCAGCCGCUUCGUGCAGUACUGCUCCCUCCACGUCUCCACGCUGACCCUGACAGCCAUUGCCCUGGACAGGCACCAGGUCAUCCUGAACCCUCUGAAGCAGAGGAUGUCACUGACGAAGGGAGUGCUCAGCAUCUCUGUCAUCUGGCUGAUGGCAACCUGCUUCUCCCUACCCCAUGCCAUCUAUCAAAAGCUUUUCCAGUAUAAUUACAGGGAAGCCACUGUCCGGAGUCUGUGCCUCCCAGACUUUCCUGAACCUGCAGAGCUGGUCUGGAAGUAUCUGGACCUGUCUACCUUUCUCCUCCUUUACCUCCUGCCUCUGCUAAUCAUCACUGCCACCUACACGCGGCUGGCCAGGAAGCUGUGGCACCGCAAUGCCAUCGGGGACGUCACCACCCAGCAGUACGUCGCCCACCACAAGAACAAGAAGAAGAGCAUCAAGAUGCUGGCGCUGGUGGUGGUGGUCUUUGCCGUCUGCUGGUUCCCUCUCAACUGCUACGUGGUGCUCAUCUCCAGCCUCAGCAUCCGGGCGAGGAACUCUCUCUAUUUCGCCCUGCACUGGUUUGCCAUGAGCAGCACCUGCUACAACCCCUUCAUCUACUGCUGGCUGAACGAGAGCUUCCGCUCCGAGCUCCAGGCCCUGCUCUGCAUCUGCCAGAAGGUGCCCCGGCCCCAGGACAACCUGCAGCCGCCCACCGCCACCUCCUGCCGCGAGGCCUGGAUGGAGCAGGGCGGGCACAGGAAGGGACCUGCCUCGCAGACUGCUUGCUCCACCAUAAACCUGCGGCCAGCCAGCACGGACCUGUGA
Messenger RNA from Indicator indicator, 1401 nucleotides. Its product is annotated as G-protein coupled receptor 83-like. Gene Ontology annotation, molecular function: neuropeptide Y receptor activity. The coding region runs from base 1 to 1401 and encodes 466 amino acids. Gene Ontology annotation, biological process: neuropeptide signaling pathway. NCBI's taxonomy places the organism in Eukaryota, Metazoa, Chordata, Aves, Piciformes, Indicatoridae. The transcript has 5 exons. The record is from RefSeq and is a predicted model, not a curated record. Gene Ontology annotation, cellular component: membrane.